Alternaria atra is the source of this 249-nucleotide messenger RNA. RefSeq lists its product as uncharacterized. Bases 1 to 249 code for a protein of 82 amino acids. Lineage: Eukaryota; Fungi; Ascomycota; Dothideomycetes; Pleosporales; Pleosporaceae. The record is from RefSeq and is a predicted model, not a curated record. The transcript is spliced from 3 exons.
AUGACAAAAGGAUCUUCGACCUCUGGUGAUUCUCAAUCGAGCUCCGGCGGAGGCGGAUACACGACAACCAGCUCUGGUACCAACAGCCAGGGCAACCACUAUUGCUCACGCGACUAUGGCUCUGAUGCCUCAAAUCAAAACUCCUACCAUUACUCUAAUAGCAACGGAUCCUAUUACUACAGCAAUCCCAACGGCACAACAUAUUACAACUCAGGGAAUGGUCAGAGUAGAUACUCAUCUGGAAAGUAA